Messenger RNA from Dermacentor andersoni, 1241 nucleotides. It is a transcript of the gene Nelf-E, whose product is annotated as negative elongation factor E. Gene Ontology annotation, molecular function: RNA binding. The record is from RefSeq and is a predicted model, not a curated record. Gene Ontology annotation, cellular component: NELF complex. Lineage: Eukaryota; Metazoa; Arthropoda; Arachnida; Ixodida; Ixodidae. Gene Ontology annotation, biological process: negative regulation of transcription elongation by RNA polymerase II.
AUCGCGGCAUCACAUGGCAUCACGGAGUGAAAAAAAGUUUAGGAUAGGUGCGUCGGUAUUUUUGCGUCGUUAUUUUCGUGGUAAGCUUGAGUUCUAUACGGUUUGCAGCUCCCUAAAGGCACGACAGUGAAAUGGUGUACCUGCACUUUCCCUCGCAAUACACUGAGGAAGAGGACAUGCUACAGAAGAAGUACCAAAAACUGAAACGCAAGAAAAAGGCACUGCAACAGACUAAAACGCCCAAACAAGAACCGCCGCCAGUUCAGACGACGCUACGGAAAGGCCAUGACCAAGUUUCAGAGUCAAAACCAGAUGCAAAAGAAGUCGCCAAGAAGCUGCUGAAAUCGGGGGCCAUCAGUGCCAUCAAAGUUGAAAACAAGGAGCGGCAUGGAUUCAAGCGAUCUAAAGCAUCUGAACGCAAGCGUAGCCUGAACGACCGCCCUGGAGGCAUCGGCUAUCAGCCUUACGCUGCAAACCAUCCCACAGAAGAUGAAUCAGACGUCACUGGUACGUCAUCAUCAUCACCAUCAUCAUCACGACCAGCCAUGAAGUCUCUCUAUGAAAGUUUUGUGAGUGGAGGCAAUUUGGACGAGGAUGAUCCAAAGCACUUGGAGACACCACGAGAUUCUACACCUGAAAAACCACGUCAAAAGAACACACUUUAUGUGCACGGUGCCGGUGUGAGUGAAGACCUCUUGCGGGGAUCCUUUGCACCCUAUGGUUCCCUUUUGAAUAUUUCUAUGGAGCUUGAUAAAAACUGUGGGUUCGUGACCUUUGAGAAAAUCGAAUGUGCAGAAAAGGCUGUUGUUGAGAUGAAUGGUGCCACUGUGUCUGGAAUCAAAUUAAGGGUUUCGUUUGCCCGAAGGCAGCCCCUGAUACCGCAAUCAGCCGAUGGUUCACCAGCAACUUGGACUUCUAUGGCGUCUAAUUACAGCCAGAAAGGCGGAAGUGCUGACAACAGGAAAGCUGUCCUCUACAAUGAUCUCGAUUUGUUCUGAGGUGGCCGUUGCUUCACUUUCACAUGUGCAAGACCACUUAAUCAGAAGCACUAUGUGCUCUGUACAUCACUCUGCAGCCCAAAGUGUUCUGUUGAUCUCUCGGCUGCACUGUCACUCCAGCCACCGGAGCGUCGGAUCACUGCCGAGGACUCUUGCAUCCCACCAAUUAUGUAAUUCUCAUGCAACAGUGGUAUCCCUUCUGGCAAUAUCCUUGAGAGUGGAGAAUAAAAAGUUCCAAUCUUG